Messenger RNA from Pseudo-nitzschia multistriata, 3519 nucleotides. The record is from the annotation of a GenBank genome assembly. NCBI's taxonomy places the organism in Eukaryota, Bacillariophyta, Bacillariophyceae, Bacillariales, Bacillariaceae.
UCACAUCACAAAACCAACAGUUUUCCGUUCCAAUAGCCUCUCUAUGUUGUUCUUUCGACUACAUGAGUAGACUUGACCUUCUCGACAUGGUCGCAUACUAGAUGCACCUGGAUUGAAAGUUUGUUUCUGAUCCCCUGCCCUSGGUAAUCGCAUGAAUAUUGCGGUCAAAGAAUUUCAAGACAACAUCAUCGACAGCAUUGCCACCAACACGAACAUCCUUAUUAGUGGAAUGGAAACUAUURCGGGAAUAGAAGUCGAUUACCAACUGGAUAUACAAGAAAGGGCUUGAUACCGUACGAGUAGUCCUCGAAAAAGUCUAGAGAUGAAAAGCGUAGAUUAUGCAUGGAUCGUUGGGUUGUCGGCUGUGAUGCAAGCGAGAAGAUGGGCAYUUUCCCGCGUAUGCUCAUGGAUGGAUACUGAGUCAAACUCAACAAGUGAGUCAAUGAUACCGGGGAGAUCGCGUCAACGAUGAAAAACCAGUAYUUUCUUUACUCUAAUUGAAUCAGCCAUUAUUAGAUGACGAUAUUUUGAUGGAUGGAUUUUACCUAUGUUCGAUUAGUGUAGUAGAGAAGAAGACAAAUGAAUGGAUCCAAGGAGUAUCAYGUCACUCGCCUAAGAAACGGUGCUAGAAGYUUUCAGUUGUAUGCGCUGUCGAUGAUACGAUAAUGUCACUUUCUUCCUCUAUAAAUGAGAUUGCCAACGAGCUCUGCAAGUGCUGCCUGAUGAUACUCGAUUUGCUGUUCCAAAGAUCGACGUGAAGGUGGAUCACAAGUCGGAAAACAAGUGUUACCGGUGACUCUAUCAACACAAUUCACCAACCCAAAUAUAAAGCACCCACUUUCGUCGGGACAGUCUUCUUCGGGGAUAUUCUCGACUGGUUCGGACGUGACGGUGCUUGUUGUAGCACUUGUCGGGGAUCCGGUGGCAACAGUAGUGGUACUAGGACUUUGGGUCGAAUCGAUAGAGGAGGUUGUGGACACCUGUGAAGUAGGGUGGUUGGUAGGAUUUUUGGUCGACUCUGUUGGCGAAUCUGUAGAAAGUUCUGUGGUAGGAUAAUCACUAGGUGCAACAGAAGUGUCAAUGGGGCCCUUGGUUGGAAAGGGUGUCACGGGAGGAGUUUCAUUUGGAUCUGUCGGCUCUUUGCUAGGAGGACAGCGAUAGGUUACCGGAAAAGAAGUUGGGAAAAAGCUGAGAGGAGUAGCGGGAUAUGUAGAAAGAUAUACAGAAGGUACAUCGCUGACUAAGAAUGUUGGAUUGUCACUUGGAACGUUUGAUGGAUAGACCGAAGGAGAAACAGAUGACUCGGGACUCUUGGUUUGGAAAUCACUUGGAAAAAGAGAGGGAGCAAAAUUUCCAGAAGGGAAUUCYGAUUGACUAUCAUAGGAGGAAAUACURGGACUCAUGGAAGGUCGGAGGAUUGCUUCCAAUGACGGAGAAUGACUCGGAUCUGCGGUCGAAGGUUCAGUGCUACUCUCGAUGGAAGGAUUGGAUGAUGACCUAUGAGAAGGACCUUCGCUGGAAAUAGUUACCGGAUCAUUGGUUGGAGAAAAAUCAGGCUGCUGUGGAGUUCCAGCGAACGGACUUGGUGUUGGAGCUGGAUUCGGRCCUCCGACUGGAUUCUCACUGGGAGGAGAAGAGAUCGARUCGGUAUCGCUUGGUGACUGACUAGGAGAAAGAGAGGAAGGAGCCGAGCUUGGCAGAGCAUUCAUUGGUACAUCGUCACACUCGCGGCAUCCGCAGGUUGCAAAGGUCGGUUCGAAAAACAUCCCGUCAUAGUCGCCACUGUUCAUGUUGUGGCUACUGUUGCCAUGUGGCCAGAAACCGACGCUCGUACCAUCAAUGAAUUGGUAAAAGAUUGAUGUAGAUGGGGGUUGACCAACGAAGACAAUAUCGUCGGGUAGCCUCGACUUUUCGUUUUCGAAAUCAAUGAAUCCUAGUUGAUGUCAAGAUGAACGGACAGAUAUGAGUGGACAGUAGUAUAAAUAAAGAACAAACGACAAAAUAGCAAUAAGCAUCAAAAAUACUCAAGAAUCUCAUUCCGAGARAWAUCUUGCGGAUGGCUGCGAACAUACCAUCAUAGGGGCAGGUUCCAGCAAACUUGCCGUACCCAGGGAAGAGGGGAUAAGAGAAUCUCCCCUUCUCAUCAGUGACCUUCUCGCUGCACGAGGUUUCGAAAAAGGUGACAGCAAUUGAUGCUAUCGAGAGAGAACUUCCUGUGUCGUCGUCGUACGGAAGGUGUUCGAUUCCGAGGACGUCGGGCAAUGGAUGAGAGAAGUUUGCGACUGGACCUUCUCCAAAAUCGGUUGUAGAAACCAAACAAACAUCGAAGUGAGAAGCAGAAGUUCCGAGUGGGUCGUACGUCAGAAAUUCUCGAUCGAACAGGGUGCACGACGCAACGUCUCCAAACGACGAGGAAGAAGCAUCGGUCACGUCGUCGAAGCAGUCGCAGUCUACAAAUUGGACACCAGAAUCCAUGAUCUCGUUGUUCAUGGAACUACUGUCUAGAACAAGUGGAUCGCUGGUGCCGGUAGGCUGGCACUUCUUUUCUUCGACAAGGUUUUCAUCGAAUACAACACCCAUUUCCCCAGCACACCCGAAGAAUCUGAGCUUCAGCGAAGAAGCUCCCUGGUAGCAACAAAAAUURCAUGGAGUGUAUCUACCGGAACACUGAAAUGAUUGAAAGAAACAAAAAUUGGAAGGAACGAUUCGAAAGCAAAACAAGCGAUACCUCAUUGAGUCAUGAUCUUGGUCAUUGGAUUCAAAUUUAACUUCGAUCUACAAUACUAUGCAAGAUGUUUKAUGGCACGCCCGGAAAGGCUCUUGUGUCAUUCACAAGAGACAUUAAACACAGGGUGGAAUUGUUUGCUUACCUUGGGACAUGCRUCUAUGAGAGAGCUUUCGCUGAACCCACUUUCUUCACCUUCGUUUUGGUGGAAACCACAAACGCUUGCGCAAUUUUCAUUGGCCGAAUCGAAGGGGGUCAAAAGUUCAAAGAGAUYUCUCCGAAGCAAGUCGUUGCUACCUGUCCCCUGACGUCCAGUGGCCAUAAAAGCAACUGUUGAGUUUCCAAUKAGCUUAGUAGCUCCGAUAUCUGCCGAUAAUCCGUGGACGACAGCACCGAAAGAUCGAGAAAAGGGAAUGAGCAAAACCGCGACCGCUAGUAGUGAAGCAGAUGCGGUCACUACCACUAGGAUGCACGAUCCACGAAGGACUACCAGCAUAAUGUGUUAUUGAAAAGAAAUAWUUAGGUGAAAGCAAGUAAUGAUCGUCUUCGCGAGAAGAACCUUCAAUAGCCGAGAUUGGAUUGAUUUUGAGAGAUUGAUUUGUUGCGAAGCAAAAAUCAAUUUGUGAGCUCAUCAUUUUCUGSAAAGUUUCUGAGAAGGUACCGAACGUAGGUCCCGGUACAGGUACGUACGUACUGGAUAGAUCUUUCGAAGUUUUCGUUUUGAUUGAUUGAUUGAUCGAUACGAUACGAUGAUGGUCACGCAUGAAGAAGAGAAAAAAACGAAAUGAAAUCCA